UGGUGACAAAUGGGAGGCUGCUCAAAAAGUGAUGUCCGACCAAACAAUGUGGUUGUUGGGAUGGCAGAAAACUCGGGAAAAUAUUGAGGACAUCCGGUCCACGCUAAAGGCCAUUGAUACUGAUAUAGACAUUGGGAUAAUCUACGAUGGUGUGGACAAAGGAAUGAGACACCGCCUUGUCUCAGUGGCGUGCUAUUAUGGACAGCAUUAUCACUGCUUUGCUCUUAACCAAGACCUGGACCAGUGGAUCAAGUUCGACGACAGCAAUGUGAAGGUGAGAUAAGAUGAGAGCAGUGAAUGAAUGUGCUGAGGACAA
Messenger RNA from Chara braunii, 316 nucleotides. NCBI's taxonomy places the organism in Eukaryota, Viridiplantae, Streptophyta, Charophyceae, Charales, Characeae. The record is from the annotation of a GenBank genome assembly.